AUGGAGACCCCUGUAGAAAGUGGUUUGCAGACCUCAAAGCCUCCUAAAUCCUCCUCAAUGUCCAGCAUCCAAAGAUCACCCAACUAUCCCGAAUACUCACUCUUUGAGAAGGAAGUAACCAUCUUUGGUUCUCGGUGGCUUUGGAUGUGGGCCAUUCUACUCAGUGGUGGGAGGGACUCCCUGGUCCCCUGCUCCUUUGUUCAGGUUCUUCUUACAAAAUGUCCAUGUGAUUGUGCUCUGAAGUCACAGGGAAGCUUCACCCAUCAUAUUAAGAGCCCCUGGGUUACCCAAAGGGGCAACCUCAUUCCACAUAUGUCUGUGUCCCCAACUCCUCUCAUAACCUUCCAGGUAGGUGCCUGUGGCUUUCCUCUCACUCCAGGCCUCUAA
Messenger RNA from Rangifer tarandus platyrhynchus (Svalbard reindeer), 387 nucleotides. NCBI's taxonomy places the organism in Eukaryota, Metazoa, Chordata, Mammalia, Artiodactyla, Cervidae. The record is from the annotation of a GenBank genome assembly.